GGAUAGUCUCUAAGGUUCUAUGAAAAAAAUAAGAUUCAUUUUUUUGCAUUUGGAUUAAUAGUCCAUGUCUAAAAACACUGAUAUGUCAUGGCCUGCACCAAAAAUAUUACCUCUAUCUUUUUUAAUUCAAUAAACAAAGUGCCGGAUUGAAUUUUUGUCAUCCACACAAAAAUUCGGCAUUUAUCUAUGCUCUAUUCACUGAGACCCCUGCUGACCCUGCUCGUAGAACACAGUGCGCAACACUGACCGCCGGUCAUUUAGAUGAAGAUGUCAGAGGAGAAGAGAUCAACACGUGGGAGAAAGCGAACUUUAACUGAUUCAGCCAGAAAACGACACAGGAGCCUGGUUGUUUCGAAAUAUAAUCAAGGAAGAAUAGCUUUAGGUGAGCAGUAUGAUCGGUGGAUGGAACUUAAGGAGACUUUGCAGCUAAAAUCACAUGCUGAUGUUGCAGAGUACUUGCUUGAUCGAAAUGAAAACUUGGCAGUAGAAAACUCUGCAAAGAAAAUGAAAAUCCAGUUGAAUGCUAAAACAUCAACUCCAGGACCUAGAGCUACAAUUUUUUCACCAAAUUUCUCAGAUGUUUCUGAAAUUUCUUCAGACCAGGAAAAGAAGAACAGAAACUCAGAUUUAUCCGGUGUUGAAGAAUUCAACAGAAUUGAUAAAAUACAGAAAACUUUAAACAGUUUUUUAAAUCCUUCAGAUCUUUCAAUUUGCUGGACAGAAAACUUCACUAGUGAAGAUUCUGAGGAUUCCUCUGACGAAGAAUAUGAACCGAGCUACAUUAUGACAAUAAGAGAGGACACACAAACUGAGGCCAUGAUUGAGGAAUCAGAGGAUGAGGAAGGUUUUGAUGAGGAAUCACUUGAUUUUGAUGUUCAACCAGGUCCAGGUGUUAGUAAAAUUUUAUCACAAGAGGAUGUUGAAGACGCCAAAGAAGAUCAACCCUUCAUUGUUUAUCUGUCACAAAUACUGACACUGGCUAAAAUGCAUUACCUGCAAAAUUGUCAAAUUAAAUCGUGCAAUAAACAAGUGUCUGUGGAAAAAGCUAUUGUGGGAUCAGCACUCUAUUUAAAAUGGGUUUGUGCUGAAGGACACCAAGUACAACAAUGGUGCUCACAGCCUGUCCUAAAUAGAGGAAUGCAUCUAGGAGAUUUGAUGCUCUCUUCUUCAAUUUUACUUUCCGGAAGCAAUUUUCAGAAAGUUUCAAUGAUGGCCAAAUUCAUGAAAUUUCCUUUUAUCAGCAAAAAUUCUUUUUACAAAAUACAGAGAACCUACUUGAUUCCAGCUGUUGAUGAAUUUUGGACAGAGCAUCAAGAAACGGUCUUUGACCAGUUUCGCGGAAGAGAUAUAGUUAUCUUAGGGGAUGGUAGAAUGGAUAGCCCUGGUCACACAGCUCAAUAUUGUUCAUACACUUUUAUGGAGUAUGAUACAAAGACCAUAUUAUACAUUCUCACCAUGGACAAGCGUGCUACAGAGAAGAAAAGCACAAAUCUUGAGAAGGCUUGCUUUGUUCAAGGUUUGCGCUUUCUUCUCGAUGAGGGACUACGGAUUGUUGAGGUUGUGACUGAUGCACAUGUCCAAGUGGCCUCAGUAAUGAAAAAAGACUUCCCAAACAUAAGACAUUCUUUUGAUAUUUGGCAUGGGACAAAAAACUUGGGAAAAAAAAUCAUCAAGGUUGGCCAAGAAAAAAGCAAGAAAGAUCUGCUGUCAUGGACAAAGGAUGUUGUCAACCAUUAUUGGUUCACAGCUAGCAUCUCCAACACAAAGGAAGAGUUUAUUGGGAACUGGAUAGGAAUCCUACACCAUACAGUAAAUGUUCAUAGCUGGGUUUUGUCCUACAGCAACAUUAAUGAGUGCAGUCAUGGACCACUGACUGAAGAGCGGACAAAAGGAUGGUUAGAAAAAGAUUCUCCAGCUCAUGUGGCCCUUCGCGAGAUUGUUUUAGAUAAACGUCUCCAGAACAAUGUAACCUACUAUCUAAACUGCAGAAGCACAGCAGAACUGGAAAAUUUUCAGAAUCUUGUGAAUGCAUAUGCCUCCAAGCGACAUUCUUAUAACCCACCCACAUAUAGAUGCAGGAAUCGACUUGCUGCCCUGGACCAUAACCACCAUAUCAACAGAAACAUUCUUGUUAAAAAAGAUGGCUCAACACAAUUUCAGAGGAGUUACAACAAAAAAAGUGGCAGGUGGGCGGUUCACCCUGUAAAGGAGAAGAAAGCUUUUGAAUAUAUGCCAUCACUGCUUAAAAAGAUUCUUCUGUCCAGGGUAUCAGAUGAGAUGGGGAUGAACCAGCCAGUGGUACUGGAAGCAGAUGAUCCAAGAAGGUUGUCCUCUCACCUGGCUCCACUCCCACCACCACCAACAGAUCAGCUUGCUUUAGAACAGAAGUCAAGAUUCAUUUAAUGACUAGGCAUUAAUAUUGGAAAAACAUAAGAUAUAUAGGGCUACAUGUCAAUUUAACAUUAUUGUAUGAUUACUUUAUUUUUAGUUUUAAAAAAAUGAAUAAAUUUGUAC
Molecule: messenger RNA, 2514 nt
Organism: Magallana angulata
Lineage: Eukaryota; Metazoa; Mollusca; Bivalvia; Ostreida; Ostreidae
Exons: 12
Coding region: 262-2403 (713 amino acids)
Source: RefSeq, a predicted model, not a curated record